AUGACUUUCUCCAGCCUGUGCUAUCCAGAAUGCGGGGUGGCCCGGCCCUGUCCAGUCACUGGCAGCUGCAACGUGCCGUGCGUUCGGCAGUGCCCUGACUCCGAAGUGGUGAUCAAACCCUCACCGGUGGUCGUGACCCUCCCAGGACCAAUUCUCAGCAAUUUCCCUCAACACAGUGUAGUGGGAGCCAUAGGAGCACCUGUGGUGGGACCCGGUUUCGGGGGCUCCUUCGGUCCUGGGGGAUUGUACGGCUAUGGAGGCCGUUACGGAGGAUUUUAUGGUUUAGGGGGAUAUGGUGGUUACGGUGGCCCUUUGGGUUACGGGAGAUGUGGUUAUGGGGGAUUAGGCAGUUACCCGUGCGGUUAUGGUUACGGGGGGGGAAUAUGCGGUUCCGGGGUAUCUUGCCAUAGGGGAGGACGUGGUGGUUUGUGUUUUGUUUUGACACCUUUGGUGGGACCCGGUUUCGGGGGCUCCUUCGGUCCUGGAGGAUUGUACGGCUAUGGAGGCCGUUACGGAGGAUGGUAUGGUUUAGGGGGAUAUGGUGGUUACGGUGGCCCUUUGGGUUACGGGAGAUGUGGUUAUGGGGGAUUAGGCGGUUACCCGUGCGGUUAUGGUUACGGGGGGGGAAUAUGCGGUUCCGGGGUAUCUUGCCAUAGGUACCUCAGUGGAAGCUGUAGGCCAUGCUAA
This is a messenger RNA of Chelonia mydas (Green sea turtle), 687 nucleotides long. Its product is annotated as claw keratin-like. The transcript has 3 exons. The coding region runs from base 1 to 687 and encodes 228 amino acids. Gene Ontology annotation, cellular component: intermediate filament. Lineage: Eukaryota; Metazoa; Chordata; Testudines; Cheloniidae. Gene Ontology annotation, molecular function: structural constituent of cytoskeleton. The record is from RefSeq and is a predicted model, not a curated record.